GGCAGAGACAUGUUCGCCAGAUGUCGCAGCCAUGGGUGUUUUUGAAGCACAAGCACUUCCAGAUGGAUUGACACUAGAAGCCUUCUUGCUGGAAUGUAACAAGUCCUGGGGUCCGCAAGAGCUGCGUUCGGUACGGCGAAAGUUGGGCUGCAUCGGAGUCUCGCAGGUCGCGGAUUUGCUGCGCUACGAACGCUCGGGCGUGCUGAACGACCUCCUGGCCGCCGCCGGUGAGCGGCGUUUCUCUGCGGAGACGCUGGCCCAGUUUCGCGCAGCUGGCGAAGGCCGCUCCAGCAAAUGUACGCAGGAAGGUGACGAAGCUGAAGAUGCUGAUGACCUAGAAGAGCUGCUGAAUGACUUCUUAGCCAGGGCGGGAGGCCAAUCCUGGUCGCAGGCUGGUGGCGAGGAAGCAGCCCUGCGCAAGACUGUGAGCCGGGGCCUGGCGUACAUCGAUGAUGCUGCCCGGGAGGUGCACCGCCGCAACGCCUCGCUCUCCCGGUGCCUCGAGGAGGUCCAGUCGGACCUCUCCCGCAUCUCCGAGCGCAUGCAGGCCGCACGCCGUGAGCGGCAGCGCGGCCGCGCCGCCACGGCCAACGCGGCCUCGCGGAUCCUGGGCGCCGGGGCGGCGCCCGCGGCGUCCGCGCCGUCGGACAGAGCCAGGAGAUGGGACGAAGCACCCCGAAAGCCCGCAGCCAGAGCGCCCCAACCCCCACGGCGACCGCAAGGAUCGCAAGGCACUACACCUUGCGCCAGAGCCGCGCAAGAGGGGUUCUCCUUCGGAGGCUGGGGCAAGCCGCAGCUGGCGAAUCCCCGGGAGACCUUGCAGGACACGGUGCGCGCUGAAAUCGCUCACUUGAAGCAUGAGAAGCAUGCAGAUCAGAAGGCAGCCAUUAAGCGGCUGCUGGUGAAAUGGCAUCCAGACCGCAAUCCCGAAAGUCCCGAGACGGCCACCGCGAUCUUUCAAUUCAUCCAGCAGGAGAAAGACCGACUGCUCGGACUUCGGUGACCGGCGGGCAGCCUUUUUAAAGCGGCCAUUCGGCCGGAAGACAGCCUCUCGUUCGUCACGACUCGCGGCAGGUUUCCCUUUGCGGCUCAUGGGAUGCUCGCCGUGCGCGUGAAAUCGUGGCCAAUCUUUUUCACCCCUGGGACUUGGAAUCCCGGACGCAGGUUUAGGUCUGUACUCUGAGCUUGAAUUCGCCCAGCGCCCUGGCGGCCUGCUCUGUUCCGCAAAGCGGAAGGUAGGCCAAUAGUUUCAGCUGUGCGCCUCC
Effrenium voratum is the source of this 1265-nucleotide messenger RNA. The record is from the annotation of a GenBank genome assembly. Lineage: Eukaryota; Dinophyceae; Suessiales; Symbiodiniaceae.